Molecule: messenger RNA, 11148 nt
Organism: Nymphalis io (European peacock)
Lineage: Eukaryota; Metazoa; Arthropoda; Insecta; Lepidoptera; Nymphalidae
Gene: gw
Product: protein Gawky
Exons: 18
Coding region: 438-4349 (1303 amino acids)
Biological process (GO): miRNA-mediated gene silencing by inhibition of translation; positive regulation of nuclear-transcribed mRNA poly(A) tail shortening
Cellular component (GO): P-body; nucleoplasm
Molecular function (GO): nucleic acid binding; protein binding
Source: RefSeq, a predicted model, not a curated record
AUACAAGUAUGUACAUGGUACCUGCUGCUGUGAAAUGUAUAAUUUGGUGUAAAAAUGUAAAAUCUGAAUAAUCAAAUUUGAUAUGUGUGUUUUGUGGAAACCUGUGUUCGUAGAAAAAGUGAAACGAUCGAGCUAACUGCAAAGCUGCUCUUAAGGAUCUGCCGAGCCCGCAUUAUCUGUGAUAUACAGCUCAGCCUCUCGUCCGUCCUAUAAGGGCUGGGCCAUUUGGGGCUAGAGGCGAGUCCGCAGCAGCUUCCAGCGGUGAUCUCACCCUGCCCUCUGCCACAGAGGCACAAACCCUGCUACCUGCUUUAUUGACUGCAUCACUACGAACCAUUGUUACUUAGUCUAUAAUUGAAACAAUAUGCAAUCUGUGAAAAUAAGUAUAAUAUUAGGUGGAUAUUGUAGAAAAUUAUUCUAUUUAUAAUAAUUGUCUGAUGUCUAAUGUUUCUGUAAUAUUAUGUGUUCCACAUUUAAUUAAGGAUAAUUGUUACUCCAAUAUUGAUACUGUUACCGAACCAAUGCAAUGUAAUUAUUCCACCUCAAUGUUGGUGGUGUACACAAAUAAAUUUGGUGCUUAUAAGCGAGUCGAAGAGAAGGAUGAAAGUCAGCAAAUUAGAAUAAAAAUGGUAGAUAAUAAUAUUUAUAAUGUAGAGUUUGUUGAUAGUAUCCAACAAAACCAAAUGAUUGGCGAUACGCCUAACUACUGCAUUCCUUUAAAGAUUAACGCCAUAACAGUCCAGGGUAUCUCAUACAGUGACCCGUAUUUCAGUAGCUUUAACUUAAACUAUAAGAUGGCGUUGGGAGCGCCAGAGUAUAUGAACAAGUCUGAUUACGCUUUUAAAUCCUCAGUUUGUAUUAUACGAGAUGAGCCUUGCAUGAAUAAGACGCAACUACUAAACGAAAAGUCUAUUAACAAAAUGAUAUGCAAAACAAAAACCCGAAUGAUUACUUAUAACGACAAGUCUGUAGAAACCAACCAUGACAAUAAAGUAUUGGAAGUUGGUAUUGAAACAUCAACUAAGCCAGUAUUGAAGACAUUCGCUAAUGGCGAUUUAACUUUCGACGCUUUGUUGGAAUUAAUGGAGAAGGAAGGGGAGAUUAUUAAAAAAAUGGCCAAGACUAAUGAAUUAGAUUCUUGGGGUGUACCACGAAGACUUCGGCUGCAAGGUGGAGGAGAAAGUUCCCUCAAUGCUGCUAGUGGGUGGGGCAGUCCACCUGCAUCUAAUAGUGCUGGAAAUUGGGGCGGUAAUUCCAGUGGUCAAACCAACAACGGAACCAACAAUACUCAGCAAUGGAAUAACACUCAACGACCACCCACUUCUCAGACUGACAUGAACAGUAAUAAAGGAAAUGGCAAUCAAUUGCCACCAACUAGUGGAGCAUCACAAAGUUGGCAGACAUCACCACCAAAUAUGCCAAAUGCACAAAAUAAUAAUGGUGCACCCCAAAGUAACGGCACAAAUAAUACUGCUAAUGGUAAUAAUGGAGUUAGCAACCCCUCUAAUCCUAAUGCGAAUUCCAAUGGGGUGUCAACGGCUAUAGGAAAUAAUGGCAACCCAAAUAAUACUUCAGCUAAAAUAGAGCAGUUAAACUCUAUGAGAGAGGCUUUAUUCAGUCAAGAUGGCUGGGGAGGUCAACAUGUUAACCAAGAUACUAAUUGGGAUGUACCUGGAUCUCCUGAACCAGGAGCAAAGGUAGAGCCAGCUGCUGCUGGAGCCCAGCCAGCUUGGAAACCCAAUGUAAACAAUGGUGCUUUCCUUGGAACUGACCUCUGGGAAGCAAAUUUGAGAAAUGGUGGCCAGCCUCCACCUCAGCCUGCAACAAAGACUCCAUGGGGUCAUACUCCUACAACGAACAUAGGUGGUACUUGGGGCGAAGAUGAUGAUGCCGCUGAUUCUGCGAACGUUUGGACUGGUGCACCACCUCCGCAACAAUGGCCCGCGGGUCCUCCACAACAUUCCCAGCAGUGGGCAGUACCAAAGAAGGAUGAUUGGAAUGCUUGGGGAGAACCUCACAGGUCUUCCGAUCCGAGACUUGACCCACAUCGCACUCCUGAUCCUCGACAGCAACCCUCCGAUCCACGUCACGAUCUUCGCGGUGGAAUAUCCGGUCGAUUAAAUGGAGACAUGUGGAAUCAGCACCAUCAACACCCCGGUGGCCCCAAUAAAAUGAUGCCGUCCGGUGGCGUUAAUCAAUGGGGAGCACAGGGUCCCAAAGAGACGAUUAAAUCGUCAGGAUGGGAGGAGCCUUCUCCGCCGGCAGCACGACGCGCAGGUACCGGGUUCGAUGAUGGAACGUCUCUAUGGGCACAGCGUGGUAUGGGCGGAAUGAGUCGCGGCGCACCGCAGGGGGCACCACCACCGCAGCGUAUUGCGCCUGCCCCCACCAAGCCUGAUGCCGUGUGGGGCGUGCAUUCGCAGCGUAACGGCUCGUGGGAGGAUUCGCAUGGGGCCGCAGCCUGGGGUGAGCGUGAUGUGUCCGGAUGGCCAGAUGUCACCGGACCUGCACUCUGGCCGGUACCGAAACCGAAGCCAUCCGGUCCGGCCGCCGCCUGGCCCGAUGAUAUCGGCGAGUGGGGCGGUCCCAAACCACCCCAAAGUGGCGCUCUCGGAAAGCAGCUGCCUAAAGAGAUGGUCUGGAACAGCAAGCAGUUUAGAUAUCUCGUGGAGAUGGGGUACAAAAAGGAAGAAGCAGAAGCGGCUUUACGUAGUCGUGAUAUGAACACCGAGGAGGCUCUAGAGAUGCUGACUGCCUCGCGAGGUGACGGAUGGCGGCGUGACGAGCACUUCCAUCAUGGACCCUUCCAGCCCCAACCUACGGUGCCAGUGUCACCUGCUGUCGUGCAAAAACUGCUUAACCAACCCCCACCACCAUCUGUACAGCAUCAUCCUUCUUACAACCCCAACAGUGGAACUGGCAGUAGUGGACAACCUAGUACAGCCCAGCUGCGUAUGUUGGUACAGCAAAUUCAAAUGGCUGUUUCAGCAGGAUAUUUGAACCAUCAGAUCUUAAAUCAGCCACUUGCACCACAAACGCUUGUGCUGCUCAACCAGCUAUUGCAACAAAUUAAAGUGCUUCAGCAAUUCGUACAACAACACACCCUUGCUAUAUCAAAGGCGAAUUCAUCCCUCGCAUUGCAGUAUUCGAUGCAGAUUACAAAGGCUAAGCAACAAAUUGCAGGCCUGCAGAACCAGAUAACGACACAGCAAGCUCUCUAUAUGAAACAGCAAGCCGGAGGUUCCGACUUGUUCAAACAGAGCCAUGACCCCCUGUCUCAUUUGCAGAACAACUUUAGUGACAUGAGUAUCACAAAGGACACUCAAUCUGCAUAUGGUGCAAGUGGCAACCAGCAAUCUCGCCUGAAUCAAUGGAAGUUGCCAUCACUGGAUAAAGAUGGCGAAGGUACCGACUUUAGCCGUGCUCCCGGAACAGCCAAAUCAGCCACCAGCCCACAGCUUAACCAGAUUGGGUUACAGCAGGAUACCACGUGGGGCGUGGGGCGCGGCGGCGAGGGCUGGGGCGACGGCGGCGCCGACGUGGCGGACGGCAAGGACGCGUGGCCCUCGCACCCCGUGCACCCGCCCGUGUACGACCUGGUGCCCGAGUUCGAGCCCGGCAAGCCGUGGAAGGGUAAUCAAAUGAAGAACGUCGAAGACGAUCCCGCUAUGACGCCGGGAUCUGUCGUUCGUUCACCUCUUUCGCUCACUGCUAUAAAAGACAGCGAUAUGCUCGGAGGGAAGACUUCGCCUCCUGGAGGCGAACGGUCCCUCUCCUCUUCGACUUGGAGUUACGCUCCACCGGCGACCAGUGCCGGGGGCUUGAAGCCCGCAGAUGCUUGGGGAGCGAAACCUCGCCCUGCGCCUCCUGGCCUAAACAAAUGGCCCCAGCAUCACGUCAACUCGCGCGCUGUGCCGUCGUGGCAAGCGUCUACCUGGCUCCUAUUGAAGAACCUCACUGCACAGAUCGAUGGAUCGACUCUGAAGACGCUCUGCGUGCAGCACGGGCCCCUGCAGAACUUCCACCUCUACCUCAACCAGGGACUGGCCCUCGCGCGCUACUCCACUAGGGAGGAGGCCGCUAAGGCUCAGAUGGCUCUGAACAACUGCGUGUUAAGCAACACAACGAUCUUCGCGGAGUCGCCGGCAGAGUCCGAGGUGCAGAUGAUCCUGCAGCACCUGGGCUCGGGCGGCGGUGGCGCCUGGCGCGGUGGUGGCGCGAAGGUACGUAGCGACGGCUGGGGCGGCGGCUUCCCCGGGCUGUGGCCGGAGCAGCACGAGCAGCGCGCCACGCCGUCGUCGCUGAAUUCGUUCCUGCCGCCGGACCUACUCGGCGGGGAGUCUAUCUAAGCGCCGACGCAGGAUCUAGUUGUAAUUACGCUUCGCCGCCUCCGGGCGGACACUUCAUUCGCCUAGUCACGUCGAGCCGCAGCCGACUGUCCACAAUACUAUAUUCUACAGUUUCGUAAGUGUUCACGUAGAUAACUUAGUGUACAUAAGAAGUAACAUGCGGGCGGGCGCGCGGGUGAGACGCGCGCGCCCGUGUCCGCGUCGACGGAAUUACCAAAUAAUAUAAGCUAUCGGAGUAGAGUAGUUGCGUCGCGGGCUACCUCAGUCACUCGUCCCGUGACCUUAUUUUAGUAUGUAUUUAUUUUGUUGCGCUCGAGGGCUGUUGCUGUUUCGCCCGUCGAGCUGUUGCGUUCCGAGUUUCUUUCGUGUUUAUUUUUAAUUUGUGUUUAUCUUGCAUAUUCUGUACGUAUUUUAUGAUUAUUUAUUCCGUUUUAAAAUUCUCACUCGUGAUGAGCCUUCGUUUUUCCAGUAGUGAUAUUUUAUUCAGCAAUAAAUGUUUACGUGCAUUUCGCCCGAUUGUCGAAAGUUUUAUUAUUAGUUGGUAAUUUUAAUGAGAGUAACAAAAAUUGUAAUCGAUGAGAUUCGAAGUGCAUUCUUGUAGAGAUAAAUUCCUUUAAGCCGUAUAGUCUGAGCGGGAAGGCGCAUCUUGCCAGUCGUGGGGCUCCGCAGCCUCCGCCGAUGCUAAAAAUUUCCCAAAAUUUUUUCCAGUAUUUGUGAUUCAAGUGCCACUUUAUGUUUAAUAUAUGAAACGAUUAUCUAGAUUAUACGAUUAAUGUAAGGGUAACCUAAUAUAUUAAAUUGAAAAUUGUUUUAUCAUUUUAUAUUACAUACAUUUGUGAGAAGUGUUAUAAAGUACUAUAAUUGACCGUAAUUUAAAUAUUACACUUUUGUGUAUAGGUAAGAAUAAAGUUCUAACUUAAAUUUAGCCAUAUCAAUAUCUAUUUAAUAAAAGAUUUGUGGUAUUUUCUAUAGGCUCAAUUUGAACGUUAUUCAAAGUGACAUAUGCUUUAGAUAUUCUGUUAAUAAUAUACUUGUAGUCGUAGGUCUCUCGGUAUUACAUCAUAGUAGCUGUAAGUUUACACUUAAGUCCUAUCGUAGGUUACGAUAAGCAUACGAUUGAUAUUUUAUGGCAACGAUCACACAUGUAAAAUGUUCGUUAUGAUAAAAGUUUAUUUACAUCUUUAUUUACUAUUUAAUUUAUUGAUGGUGUGCCACAGAGAUACUCUGCCAAAAUAUAUCAUUACCAAUAUGUAACGGGGUUAGCUAAGUCGACAGGCGAGGCGGGGCGAGGGAGGCGAGGCGAGACCCACCACGCUUGAUCCGAACGAGCGGUCACAGUAAGCGAUUGACUAUAAUAAUCUAAAUUAUAUGUAUUUUGAGCAUCUUCCAGUGAUCUUUGUAUUAAACAUACGAUCGUAGUGCUAAGUUAGAUGUUAAGUAAUCGCUGUACCUUAUCGAGUCCCGCGCUCGAGGACUCUUCACAAAUUAAAUAAGUUAAGUGAUUGCGAUGUGGAAAGUAUUUGUGCGUUUGGACUCUUCGACCGCUUCGAACCCUUAGAUUAUAGUGUUAAAUGUUUCGAUGUAUGAUGUGUUCAAUUAGUAACGAUGUUAGCAUUUCUCAUUACUGUGUAUCACCUAUUUAGGGACCUAUACUAACGGUGUUCGUGUAUCCGUUGUCAGUUGCAUAUUGUAUUUCUAAUCGCCUUCCGCCAGUCGCUUGUAACGAUACGAUCACCUGUUCAAUCGUGACCAGUUACAUAUUAUAAAAUAUUUUUACUACAGAAUUUUGGAUGAUAAUAAUAUUAAUUGAAGGCACUGUAUAUGCAACGAAGGAAACCAACGGUUUUGCCUACUCGAGGGCCUUAUCGCAGACCUUGUCAACGCGACGUAUAUUGUUAGGUGCCAAAGAAUGAGUAUCAAAGAUGAUGAUGUUUGGAACGAAAUUGAUUGCAUCUCUGCUUAGACAUAUCUUCCAAAUUAAUUUGAAAUUAGUUUUCGGUACGGGUUUUUGAUCUGAUGUUCCUAUUCCAUUCGUGUUACGUGUACGCAACAAGGCGCAAACCGCUUAACAGUCAACAUGUCAAUUCUAUUGUUGUCGAGCUCAAUUUUAUGUGAGGGUGUUUCUUUUUAAUCGAUUCGAUAGGGUUUAAAUGAAAUGAUAUAAUUUUAAUUAUCCGGUGUCGUUUCUGUCCACGUCUACACCGAUCGAUAAUGACUCAAUCAGUAAGUAGUCUGGUCGGAACGUGAAUCUAUUACAGCAAUAAAGUUCGAUAUUUAAUUUUUAUAAAAAUUUUCAAUUUAAAAAUAAAAAAAAUAAAUAAAUAAAUUAGACGAGCCGUGUAACCGAAAGUAUAAUGAUCCAGUGCCCUGUAGAAUACGUUGUCCAUAGAUUAAAGACGUAAGAAGUCAUGCCUUGAAGUUUUUUAGUCAGUUAAAUGUAAACAGUACUUAAGUAAUGAGUAUGUUAUUAUAAUAAAGAUACAUAUUAUAGGCGUUGUGGUGUAGCGGUGUUAGGUGUUGUCGGUAGGGAGUGGGACCGGCGUGGGACCGGUGUGGGACCGGUGUGGGACCGGCCAGGUUGUGAGCGGCGCUCGCGUCGCGCAAACUGAAUCUCCUCUCGGUUCAAGGACUGCAUUAUUUCCUGCACACGAUUGCGCCACGUGCAAUUUAGUCUGUGUUAUUAUUAUGUUGUUGUAUAUUUAUAUACCUUACACCUUAUACUGUAAUAUGUAUAUAUUGUGAAAUUAUAUUCUUAAAAGAUUUUAAUACGCUUCACGCUUUCACUUCUAACAUUUUCGUGACUUGUUUCUGUUAUCUAGAAUAAAUUUACGUACCUAAAAGUAAUUAUAAUAAUUAUCAUAGAUUUUAAUGUAAGAAAAUAAUAAAAAAUAAAAAAAAAAAAAAUUAAAUAAAAAACGAAAAAAAAGAAAAGCAAUUAAUAAAAAACCAAUGAUUGUGCCUCAAUGAACUGUGGUACGUUACCGUAACCGAUGGCAGGUUUAAUAGUUUCCUUAUAAUGAAUUGUGCGCUAGGCACCGGUCGUGACAAGCUGUAGACAAUAUAAGGCUGCGAGCGGCGAGGCCCGCGCUCGCCUCGUGUAAUCAUUAAUGAGCUUAGCUAUGUUUUACUUUUAUUAUAAGUGUUAUGACAUCAAUCAACAUUUUAUAUAUUAUACUUACGUGUAAAUAUUUUUAUCUAUUUAUUUGGUUUUUUCAUGAAGUUUACCCGAAUUAAUAUGUAACUUAACUGUUUAUUUACUCGGAGUGUGAUCCGUCGGAGGCAUCGUGCGGGUUACGCGCGGGCCGUACAUAACACUUGUAUGCCAAAGUCAAUGUCUUAUUGCCAUUAACGACCACAUUAUAAUAAUAUAUACUUAGAUAAUCUGCGUGUAUCUGUGACAUCACAACAUAACUAUUGAUCGUACAAAUGGGAGCCAUUUUAUUUUAACAGCCGCCGCCGAGGUCGGUGUUCUGUCCAAGCUGCUCUGGUUUUAUUUUAGCUCAAGUAUUCAAAUAGUAGUUUGCUCAUAAUAUUGUUGUUAUUAUUAUUAUUAUUUUUUAAUUUUUAUUUUUUUUUUAACUUUAUAAUGUAACUUCCUUGGCGCACGAGAGAAAUUUUUAAAAUUAUGUUCGCCUUCAUCGAUUAGCAUGUAAUUGUUUUACGAAUGGAUCAGUGUAACGAGUAUUGCAUCGUGUUCGCGUAUAUGUGUACCGCCUAGAACGCAUCUCAGUUAGUAAUAUUUUGUAAUGAUGCAUCGAUACCGUCCGACGUCUCCUCUUAUAAUAGUUCAAAUACCACUGAGACUUAGUCUAAUUUAAAUGAAAAUUGGUCAUUUGACAAGGGACGACGGUGCGGUAUCGUGAUCGGCUUUAAAAACGCAUUUUAAUGCGAUCUCAAUCGAAAUAGCUAGAAUAUUAUUUAUUUGAACAGUUGACUCGUAUAGGGACCAAAUAUAUACGAAACGGUAUGGUUUAUUUAUCCUAUAAACGUCCAUUGCGCUCGAAAGCGAUGCAUACUAAAAAGACAUUUCAUCUUUCCAUUUACGAGAGCGAGCUCUAUAGCGUAUUCGUAGCGGUACAUCGCUACAGCGGUAGUGUACAGUAUACAGAAGGGCCUUUUAAUUUGAUAAGGUUUAAAAAGUUGCUUGUUAUCUUUUUUUAUAUAUAUUUUUGUACGUUGACGUCCUAUUACAAUAGAAGCAUAUUAGGUGAUAUCUACAAAGAAACUAGUCUUCCUUAAAUACGAGGGUCGCGGCGGAUCGGUGGCGGAUCGGCAUCGGCGCAAGAGGCAAUCAUUCCUCUAGUCUUGUUUCGUGGUGCGAUUAAGAGAAUACCAAAUAUAAUCUAACGAAGGCUUUGAUGUAGUGUAGCGGUAGGCGGUAGCGGUAGGCGGUAGGCGGUAAGCGAUAGAUCGGCCCGAGCAGCUUGGAACCUGUCUUAAUGAUACAAGGGAAUGGUUGGGUAGUAUUAUUAUAUUGCAUUUAUUUCUCUUUUGUCAUAGUCACUCAAGAAUAUAUUUAAUUAAUUGAGCUAAUGCCUAAAAAUUGGAAUAUCAGAGUUUAUUUAGGAUGUUUAAUAUUUUACAUUUUAGUGUUUAAAUAUCUAAAAUUUACCUUAAUUAUAGUGAAUGGAUUUUUGUAUUAUUGGUAUAUAUAGCUGUAAGACAAAGGGUGUUCUUGAUUAACACAAAAACUGAUUAAUACAAAAUAAUGUACUGAGUGACUUUACGUGUAAACAGAGGGCCAUUGAUUAAAAUGUUGAAGUAAGCUAAAUUCUCUAUUUGGUAAUUUAAAUAAAUGUGAUUGCUGAGAAUAUUUUUAACUGCUAUAUGUAAUGUUAUUAUAGAUCAUUAAGUGGACACAAAACGAUAGUCACUGAGCGUUACUCGUCAGGCCAUUGGGCCGGCAUCUCGCCCGGUGUCCUUCCAUGGCACGUCACUUUCCAAUGUCGCUUAGCUCGCGUUCGAUUGUUUCACUGACGAGUAUAUAGCGUCUGUGUAUAUAUGUAUGUGUAUCAAGGCCCACCCCCCCCCCCCACCACCAACAGUUAAUUGAUGCAGUAGACUCCAGUUACUGCUCGCUAACUUCACAAGACACUGCUUCUCUAGUCUCCUCGCAUUCGAACAUCGCUUUUAAACGAGCUUUUGUUAUCGAGCAUAAUUAAUAAUCAUAUCCUAAUAUCGAAACUAGUUAUUAUUCGUAUUAUUCUUUCAUUAGAUCUCUGUCGUACCUGUGUCAAAUUGUUUAUAUUCAAUGUUCGUGUACUAUAAGAGAACUCGACUCGUCUCGACGCACCGUGCUUUUGAUAUACGUAAUAACGUAGUUUCAACGACCAAAUUUCUAUGUUCCAAUUAACUGUACAACCUCUCAUUGUAUGUCAAUGCGCAUGCGCGUCAUAACAAUACUCUGCGGUCUUACAUUAGUCACUUUUGUACCUUGAUUGUACUCGUACUUGAAUAUAUAACCUAUAUAAGUGAGGAACGACUAAUCCAAUUCUGAAAAUAUACUUAAUUUUUAAAUUUUGACAGACUGAUAGCUGUGAUUAAGAAAAAAAAUAUUUUUAAUAUUAUCCAGUGAGUCGGAUGAAAAUAUUUAUUUUAUUAGAGGUUUCCUACUGCCAUCGACACGUUUUGUAUGUGACGAGACAUACUGCUUUGCAUAUAUUUUUUACUUAGUGUCGUAUCGUAUUGUAUCGAAUACGUUCAGUGGUACGGGAGCGAGGCCACCGAACAGCUUACUACGGAACGAGAACAAAUAAUAUUAUAUUAAGUCAACGAUUGUGUAAACUCGUGCUCUCCCUCAUAGCGAUAUGUGAGCCAGUGUUACGUGACAUCGUCAUCUGUACGCACAGACUGAAAAACAAAUUUUUGUAAGUAUCAUUUACCACCGAUGUCAUUUGCUAUUUAUUUACGUUAAACAUUUGAUCUUAAACGUUGCAUAUCGACAAACAUUUCUAUAAUUCGAAUCGUUUUUUUAUUUCUAUUCAUAUCCGUUAUCCCGUAAUUGUGUUAGGUUUUAUAUAAUUAUAAUAAAUGUUUUAAGUUAUAUCAUAAUAAUGAAAGAACUUAAUUGCCUUUAGUGAUGUAGUGUUCGAUAACUCUCUAAAGUAACAAUGGAUCGGCGUUGUUUUUUAUAAUGAAAUAUAUUUUUCGGUACCACCUUUGAGUUAAAGUACAACGUAGAUGUAGAAAUGUGUCUCAGUAACGUAAUUCAUUAUAACAAUAUCAAGUUAUGAUAAUCGAUAAGUUUAUAUUAUAGAUUUAAGCUGUCUCGUCUCAUUACACCAAUGUUAAAAUAAUGAAAAAAAAAUAAAAAUAAAAAUUCCUCAAUAUUUGUAUUUGAAUCGUAUUUUAAUAGGCAGAUACUAAAUUUUUCAUAAUGAUAUCAAUAGACUAAUUAUAAAAGAUUUUUUCUGUGUAAAUCUCUGUGAUGAGAAAAUUUAAUUCUAAAGACGUAGUAUUAACUGGUAAUGAAACAGGUAAUUUAAUAAAAAAUAUAUAUAUUUUAUAUUUAUAUAUCGCGCGUUUCGAUGACACAAUCUCACCGGAGGUUUGUCGUCGGCGAGUUUUUUGGCGCGAUAAAAAUCUUAAUUUUUCACUAUAAGUGUGACCUGUUUCAUAUGUGACAAAAAGUUGAACUUUUCAGUCUUUUUCGCGCAAAGGGUUGUGUAUUAAUUUUUUACGUAGUACAAAUGUGUUCGCAAUUAGAUUGCUUCUGUAGUGUUCCUUAAGUUCUUUUUACCUGUUUCGGCAUUUAUUUGAAACUCGUAUAAUUUAAAUCUCAAAACAAAAAUAAAUAAAU